Messenger RNA from Hyaloscypha bicolor E, 913 nucleotides. RefSeq lists its product as uncharacterized. Gene Ontology annotation, molecular function: acyltransferase activity, transferring groups other than amino-acyl groups. NCBI's taxonomy places the organism in Eukaryota, Fungi, Ascomycota, Leotiomycetes, Helotiales, Hyaloscyphaceae. The record is from RefSeq and is a predicted model, not a curated record. Bases 283 to 789 code for a protein of 168 amino acids. The transcript has 3 exons.
CUGGGUUUGAGUCACUUCACUUCUACGCUUAGUGGUUUAAGUAAGUGCUGCACAUAAUAAGACUCAUCGCUCAAUCGACGGUAUAAAGGUUACCUCAUGCCAGCAACGAUCAAUACCACAUCUUCAUUUCUGAUUUGAUAAACAUUUCCAGGACUCCAAACCGGGAGCUUCUGUCAAUUACUGAAGUGACAAUGGCCAAAUCACUAAACAUAGCUUCAAGUCAAUCAAUUAGGCUGGAUAUUCCUAGUGGAGAAUACUUUCUCACGACCUUUGAGGACGGCGAUGAAGAACCACUCGCUCGCCAUCGACUCUGUCUCAGACCGUCUGAGCAGGGUUCCCAAGCCAUAUACUCUCGAGGAUGCCAGGUCCUGGCUAGCGGCCAACCUGACCUCUGCCAAGGAACUUCUUGCCAUCCCCACAUUAGCUAAGCGCACCGCCGCCUUCUUCGAGGGAAAUUCCAUCCCCAUCACAGCUAUCCGUCACAAGGACAGAUUCAUCGGCUGUAUCUCACUCACUGUUCGCAGCACGGAGCCAGUUGUGGAAAUGGGUUACUACUUGCAUCCGUCCCAUCAAGGGAAGAGGCUCAUGCGGGAAGCGGGAAGGACGGUAUUGCGGUACGCUGCUAACGAGUUUGGGAUCCGAAAGGUGUUCUGUAGUGUUGAUGAAGGCAAUCUGGUGAGUGCGAAGGUCGUUCAGGGGAUUGUGAAAGACACUGCUGUUGGGGAGGUGGAGACGGGCAGGAUGGUGUUGGUUUGGCCCGUAGGGAAGAGGGUUGAGGGCGAGAGUUGAAGCUCGACCUGGGUGUGGAGUAUUGAGCCUGAGUUCUAAGAAUCUAAACGAUAUAGGUGGCGGCUUACCUGGGGACAAAGAACUAAUCCAAAAUAAUGGCACGGGUGAGUUGAACUCAAUUGUC